Caenorhabditis remanei is the source of this 666-nucleotide messenger RNA. RefSeq lists its product as uncharacterized. The coding region runs from base 1 to 666 and encodes 221 amino acids. The record is from RefSeq and is a predicted model, not a curated record. The transcript has 5 exons. NCBI's taxonomy places the organism in Eukaryota, Metazoa, Nematoda, Chromadorea, Rhabditida, Rhabditidae. Gene Ontology annotation, cellular component: membrane. Gene Ontology annotation, biological process: sodium ion transport. Gene Ontology annotation, molecular function: sodium channel activity.
AUGAAUGAUGUGACUUUCUUCAAUCGAACUUAUUUGAGUCACUUGAACAACUAUUAUAAGAUUUGGUCUGAAGGAUAUUCAGUGGACGGGUUUUUUGAAAUCAUUCAGCAAAAGUACGGGUACAAAUGUGAAGACUUGUUUUACGAAUGUCAGUUAGCUGGUAAAAUUUUGGAUUGUUGUAAUGAUUUGAUGGUCCGAAGAGUUGUGAUGCGUCGUGGAAUCUGUUAUCAAACAAGGAGGGAUGUCAAUCAGUCCGAAGCAGACGACAUUGGGCGGAUAGUGUUUAGUCUGAAAGCACCCUCCAGUUACACAAGUCUUAAAAACAAUUACACACAGACCCAAUUGAUUGUGUACAUAACUGAUAAUCACAAUGUUGUGACAGAGUUCCCGAGAUUCUACUUGUAUCCGAAUGAGUGGAAUCGGAUGAGAUUCACAGCAAGGCUAAUAGAAUUAAUUCAGAAUAAAGGAGUUUGCACUAAUCAUUGCACUCCCGGCUGCAACCGUUGGGAUUAUCAAACGAGUGUUCAGCAGAGUCAGACACUUUCACCGUUUGAAGACUACACUUUCAAUCUUGAAGCUUCCUUCAACGACUUACAGUACGAGUACGUCAAGGAAGUAUAUACCACAUCGAUUCCUGGGUUUAUGUCCCAGAUUGGAGGCGAGUAA